AUCAUCAAAACAUUUGAAGUGACAGUUUUGUACAAAACGCGCGCGUUGCUUUGGGUGAAUUUUUGAGGAAAUCCUUCAAGAAAACAAAGUAUAAAUGUCUCGUCCUGCAAACCUCGACGUGGAGUGGAAACACCCCGAUGAAUUGAUGAAAAUCCUGCGACUGAAGCAGAAACAGAAAGCCCUCCAAGCGCGAUUAAAGAAGCAAGAAGUUGAUCAACAAAAUCCACCUCCGGAGCUUCGUUCGCAGGACAAGAGGAAGAACCCCUUUGCCAUAUGCAGCCAGAGUAUAGCUAAAAAGACCAAAAAUGAAGUGGCAGAAGCUGUUCUUGCCACAGAUGACACACUCUUUCAACUCUUGCAAAAUUCUGGUACAUCCCGGGCACAGGAUGCAAAUCUCGAGGCUCCAAUUGAGCAAAAACACCCCUUGGACAAUAUCCUGAGCCAAUGGGAACCACAAAUUGAAGAAAACACUGAGAAAUUGUACAAAUUCCUCCCAAUUGACUGGAGUAUCAAGACAAGGAUGCGCUUAUUGACACCACAGCCAAUUGUGGCUGGGAAUCUCAAGACCAGCCAGGAAGCCAGUGGUCUGACAUCCUUUAUACGAGGCAUUGAUCCAGCUACAACAUCCACUGGACUUGACAUCUCUCCAGGAGCCCUAUUUCAUCAGAGCACCCUCUACUGGCAGCAUCCCCAUCUUCCCUGGCUCACACUCUACCCCCGGACAGCACGACAGGAACUCACAUGCCAUCCCCUUGGCACCACUGAGAUUGCUGCCCUUGCUCGCCAAUGGACUGAGAGUUUCCGAUCUCUCUUUCAACUUUUGCGAGCCCGUCAGUGUCCCUACUUCUAUUUAUGCGCCAACUCAUUCACCGCCCUUUUCCGUGCAGCUGGCAUUGGAGGCUGCCCUGAGAUCCAUGCAAUUGUCACGCCUUCUUCGCGCGGGAUGAGAGCAUCACUGCGACAGGAAGGGAUUGAAUUCCAGCAGCCACUCAAGAACAAAGCCAAUGAAACACCAGAAAAGGCUGCCAGUGCAGAUGUUUCUAUGGCCUUCGAUGAAGCCAGCCAGAAAAUCAAGGAAGAGGGAUCCGAUGAUGACAUGGAGGAAGAAGAAUGGCUGGAGAGUUUAGGAGUGGAUGCGAGUGAGAUAAAAAAGAUCAAUCUGCGGAGUCAACAGCGUCAGCAGAAGAAGGAAUGUGAAAAUGACUUUGGCGAUCACUCUGCCCUUUUUAUCGAGGGUCCUGAAUGUGCAGCUCUGUUUACCUAUCUGCUCAAUUCGAAGAGUAUCGUGACGAACGUCGGACGCUUGGCGGGAGUUCCGCCGACACUUCUCUCGCCAGUGGCUUUCCUGGGUGCUACCCUGAAGAAUCUCCAAGUGCGUUCGUCCAAAGUGCGCCUGGAGGACACCAACUACCACAGCGUGGAACUAAAAGGGGUCCUGCUGCCCCACGUACUGCCCUACCUGAAUAAUCUGCUCUUCACUGAGACCCAGGACACCUUUAGCGCCACAAUGGCCAACAAUCUCAACACCCUCGCAUUCACCAAAGUCUCUCAAACUCUUAUCAAUGAUAUCCUCGAGGACAGGGACAAGAAGCAGGCCUCUGAUCAGGUUUUUGGGAGAGAAAACUUAUCUGACUGUGGCUUGAGUGCCAGUAUCCUCGAGGCAAUGUGCCGAGUAGAUGGGGAAGCAGUAAAAGUGAUGGAGAGAAUGACUUUCAAUCGUGACACAAUGUCAUUCACCCUUUCCUGAUGUGCUCUCUUCCAAAAAACUACUUUUUUACAUCUUUCGACUCUUUUCUUAUUUAAUUCAUAAAAUAAAGUUUUACCUCCGCCUAU
Phlebotomus papatasi is the source of this 1833-nucleotide messenger RNA. It is a transcript of the gene hd, whose product is annotated as protein downstream neighbor of son homolog. Lineage: Eukaryota; Metazoa; Arthropoda; Insecta; Diptera; Psychodidae. The transcript has 3 exons. The record is from RefSeq and is a predicted model, not a curated record. Gene Ontology annotation, biological process: nuclear DNA replication. Bases 95 to 1747 code for a protein of 550 amino acids. Gene Ontology annotation, cellular component: nucleus.